AUGGAAUCAGAGAACAGCACAAGAAGAAUUUCAAAAUUUCUUCUUCUUGGAUUUUCAGAAAGCCCAGACCUUCAAUUCCUCACUUUUGCACUGUUCCUGUCCAUGUAUCUGGUCACAGUGCUUGGGAACCUGCUCAUCAUCCUGGCCAUCAUCUCACAGUCUCACCUGCACACACCCAUGUACUUCUUCCUCUCUAACCUGUCCUUUGUGGACAUCUGCUUCACCUCCACCACAGUCCCAAAGAUGCUGGUGAACAUCCAGACACAGAGCAAGGCCAUCACCUAUGAAGACUGCAUCACCCAGAUGUGUUUCUUCUUGGUUUUUGCAGAACUGGACAACUUGCUCUUGGGUGUAAUGGCCUAUGACCGAUAUGUGGCUAUCUGUCACCCUCUACAUUACACAGUCAUAAUGAACCCCCAGCUGUGUAUGCUGCUGGUUCUAUUGUCCUGGGUCAUCAGUGUCCUGCAUGCCUUGCUACAGAGCUUAAUGGUGCUACAACUGUCCUUCUGCACAGAUGUAUAAAUCCCACAUUUCUUCUGUGAGCUUAAUCAGCUGGCCCAACUCACCUGCUCAAACAACUUUCUAAGCCACCUCAUGAUGCAUCUUGCACCUGUUCUAUUGGCAGCCACUUCCCUCAGUGCAAUACUUUACUCUUACUUCAAGAUAGUCUCCUCCAUCCGUUCAAUCUCCUCAGCUCAGGGGAAGUACAAGGCAUUUUCCACCUGUGCAUCUCACCUCUCCAUUGUCUCUUUAUUUUAUAGCACAGGCCUAGGAGUGUACCUCAGUUCUGCUGUGACCCAAAGCUCACUCUUUGCUGCAAGAGCCUCAGUGAACACUGUGGUCACACCCAUGCUGAACCCCUUCAUUUAUAGUCUAAGGAAUAAAGAUGUGAAGAAAGCCCUGGAAAGACUCCUAGAAGGAAAACUAAAUUGCCCAGUUGCCCUGAGCUGA
Molecule: messenger RNA, 951 nt
Organism: Phodopus roborovskii (desert hamster)
Lineage: Eukaryota; Metazoa; Chordata; Mammalia; Rodentia; Cricetidae
Product: olfactory receptor 1082-like
Biological process (GO): G protein-coupled receptor signaling pathway
Cellular component (GO): membrane
Molecular function (GO): G protein-coupled receptor activity; olfactory receptor activity
Source: RefSeq, a predicted model, not a curated record